Dracunculus medinensis (Guinea worm) is the source of this 486-nucleotide messenger RNA. Lineage: Eukaryota; Metazoa; Nematoda; Chromadorea; Rhabditida; Dracunculidae. The record is from the annotation of a GenBank genome assembly.
AUGAAUGGUCAAACCGAAGCAGUUAGCAAAAUCGAUGAAUUAAAUUAUUAUUCGCCACAUUUUGCUUAUGACAUUAAAACAGCAAACGAUUAUAAAAAGCCUAUAGCAUAUAAAAAUCUUCAUAGACAUCCUAAAGAAAAAUCCACGGUAAAUAAAAACGGAUAUCUCGAAAUUAUUAGGAAGCAUCCAGGAAAAGGACCAACUGAAACUUUCAUAAUUUAUUAUCAUCAGAUCUGUACUGGAGUGAUACUGGCUUUUUCAAGUUCAGAAACAGUAGAUUCUGCUGCAGAAAAAUGUUUGAACUUAAACUGUUCUGCCGUAAAUGCAAAGCCAGUCGGUUAUGACAUUCUAAAACUGCCUAGCAUUAGUGGUUCUCCUAGUUCCACUGGCUAUUGGCUAUUGGCUAUAAGGAUGAGGCACUUCCGCGAAGAAAAGAAUUCUAGUAAAAAGGGGAUAUAUUUUUAUAUAUAUAGCGUAUUCUUAUAA